UGCAGAUACACAACUGAAAAGUGUUAGUACGUGAAUGUAGACGUAGUGACGUGUGUUUUAUGUAAAUAUUAUAGACAUAUGUUUUGUUGUUUUAGACAGUAAAGUCAGCUAUGACGUGUAAAAUACACACGUGAGUGCGUGCAGUGAUGAAGACAUAAGAACCGAGUGAUGGAGCGCGUGCGCUGGGCGUUCCGGUGUGGCGCGUGGAGCCCCAGCCGGUCCGAGUGGCUACUGGGCACGUGCUGUAUACAACCGGAGGAGAGGGACAGGAUUGGUCAGUUCAUGUUCUCCAAAGACGCCAAAGCAGCAAUGGCUGGCCGUCUGCUGAUCAGGAAGCUGGUGUGUGUUAAGAUGGGUCUGCCCUGGGACGGGUUCCGCUUGGACAGAACGCCCCGUGGGAAGCCCUUCCUGGCCCACCCCUGGUCAGACUCAGGCUCCGCCCCCUGGAGUUUUAACAUCUCCCAUCAAGGGGACUUUGCCGUGCUGGCGGCUGAACGUGGGAGGCAGGUGGGAGUGGACGUGAUGAAGACCACCAGACCAGGUAGCAGCUCUGUGCAGGAGUUCUUCCGCAUUAUGAAGCGUCAGUUCACUGAGUUGGAAUGGCGCACCAUCGUGUCCGUACAGUCCGAGUGGGACCAGCUGCACCUCUUCUACAGACACUGGGCUCUGAAGGAGAGCUUUAUUAAAGCAAUUGGCUCAGGGCUUGGCUUCAAUUUGCAGAGGGUGGAGUUUCACAUUUCACCCAAUCAAAUGCAGGAGGGGCGUGUCUACUGCCAGACCAAAAUGCACCUGGACGAGGAGGAGGAGGAUUGGGUGUUUGAGGAGUGUUUGUUGGACGAGAACCAUCACGUUGCCGUGGCGCUGGGAAAACCUGACGUCCCCGUCCCGAACGAUGCUGGGAAUCCUGCAGAGGCCACGUCCCUCGGGUUCACCGUUCUGAGCUUCGACGAGCUGAUGACGGAGGCCACGCCCCUUUCUAAAGAAGACCCCGCCCACUGGGAGAGUUUUAGGAAUAAACAGGAAGCACCGGUGCGGCACACUGAUGGAUAGAGAGUGUAUAAAUGUUUGAUUUCGUAUGGUAACGGUGUAGACUGGUGUAUUUCCUCCAUCACAUCCGGUGUGCAGGGAUAAACUCCAGAUCCAGCGCAACACUGACCAGGAAAAGUGGCAACUGAAGAUAAAUGAACAAAUCUGUGUGUGUGUGUGUGUGUGUGUGUGUGUGUGUGU
This is a messenger RNA of Tachysurus fulvidraco (yellow catfish), 1227 nucleotides long. It is a transcript of the gene aasdhppt, whose product is annotated as aminoadipate-semialdehyde dehydrogenase-phosphopantetheinyl transferase. Lineage: Eukaryota; Metazoa; Chordata; Actinopteri; Siluriformes; Bagridae. The coding region runs from base 169 to 1050 and encodes 293 amino acids. The record is from RefSeq and is a predicted model, not a curated record. The transcript is spliced from 6 exons. Gene Ontology annotation, molecular function: magnesium ion binding; holo-[acyl-carrier-protein] synthase activity. Gene Ontology annotation, cellular component: cytosol. Gene Ontology annotation, biological process: fatty acid biosynthetic process.